Messenger RNA from Esox lucius (northern pike), 1361 nucleotides. RefSeq names its product apolipoprotein L3. Gene Ontology annotation, molecular function: lipid binding. Gene Ontology annotation, cellular component: extracellular region; membrane. The record is from RefSeq and is a predicted model, not a curated record. NCBI's taxonomy places the organism in Eukaryota, Metazoa, Chordata, Actinopteri, Esociformes, Esocidae. Gene Ontology annotation, biological process: lipoprotein metabolic process; lipid transport. The coding region runs from base 71 to 1279 and encodes 402 amino acids. The transcript has 11 exons.
GAGGAGAGACAGAGAAUAGGGACGACAGGAGAACAGUGUUUUGUCAGAUAAGAGAAUUCUGAGAUCUGAGAUGGCAAAGGCUGCACCUCACAUCCCCACCAAAGAGAGCAUCUAUGAAGAACAUGCUGAUGAAGGUGUGCCCCAGAAGAGAUGGAACUGUGGUUCUACCUACAGGUUUGGUGAAAGCAAGAAGACGGACAUUCCGGAACAAAAUAAUUUGUCUGUGGGACAGAAUCCUCAACCAGGAGUUGGUCCUGCUACUCAGAGUGUUGCUGAGAUCAUCAAGAAGUUCCAGGUGGAAUCUGCAAAGGACCAGUCCAAGCCACUGAUGGGGGAGAAAGGUUCUCAGCCACUCGUUCUGCAAGGCCGAAUGAAAAUGCUCAUAAUAAGUAGCAUGGAUGACAAGAAAAAGAAAAAAAAAGACUUUUACAUCAUAAAGGAUGCAGAUUGCCUGAUGGAAUGGUGGGAGAACAUUAAAUCAUGGGAAUAUUUCUCGAAUAAACAUGCAAGGAAGGGAGAAGAAGAACUCUUCACAUUGAAAGCUGAACGCAUCCUAAAUGCGGUGCAGCUGUACAACCUCCUUCUGAAUACACAUGGGGAGACCCUGAAGAACCACAUAAUGGAACUCUACGCCAUCGCAGACAACUUCGAUAAGUUCUCCAAGGGAACCAAGAUCGCUGGUAUCACGGGUGGAGCUACGGGGGCAGUUGGAGGGGCAGCGGCUGUGGCAGGGGUGCUGUUUGCCCCCGUCACCUUUGGAGCCUCACUGGCCUUGACAGUCCUCGGCGUCGGUGUAGCGGCAGCUGGAGGGGUGACAGGUGCCUCUGCUGCUAUAGCUAACAAAGUGAGCCACAAUAAUGACAAGAACAAGAUUGAACUGAACCUCCAGUACUUCCAGGCCCAAUUUGGAGACAUUGAGGCCUGUCUGACGUUCAUCAAUGUGGGCAUGGAGUAUCUGAAAAGGCAUGACCUCUCAGUCCUCAAGUGGGUGAACACCGAGACCUUGAGGGUGUCCAAGGUGGCUGAGGUGACAGGAUUGGGUACCACCAGAGCUAUUAAAGCCAGCAGUAAAGCAUCUGGGAAUCUCGAAGGCUUUGCUCUGGGCAUGGGUAUGUACUUCUCUAACAAAAAAAACAACAAAGGGGAACAGAAACUGAAGAAUAAAUUAGUGUCCGAGUUUGGAAGGAAAAUACGUGAAUUGGCUCGACAGUUGGAUGAAGGGCUGAAAGAAUUGUUCAAGGUCAAAGCUGAUUUCAUUAAAAACAACCUCAUCUUCUGAAUGGAAGCAGGAACAAUACGAUCUAUAUGUUAGACAACAUGGCCUUUUGGUUUGUUUCUUUUCUAUUUGAUUUUCUUUAUUC